UGGCAUUGAUGUGAAUUGACGAUAAUCGAGACCCUGGGCUGUCAGCCGGAGAGAUCCAUCGAGACAAGACAGGUUCUCCAUCACUUCUUCUUUCCACCACCCUUCAUGUCGCCUUCUUGAGGGGUUUGAGAUCAUUAUUCGACCAUGACUUCCGUUUGGAAGCGGCUUCAGCGUGUCGGGAAGAAGGCGUCCAAGUUCCAGUUUGCUGCGUCCUUUCACGAGCUGCUUGUAGAAUGUACUAAUAAAUGGCAACCAGACAAGUUGAGGGUGGUGUGGAUCCGAAGAAAUAGACGUCACAGCACAAAGCUCCACAGUUGGCAGCCAGGGAUUCAGAACCCUUACAGAGGUCUGGUGCUCUGGCAGGUCCCUGAGAGUUUGGACAUUACAGUGACGCUGUUCAAGGAGCCAGCUGCAGAGGAGUUUGAGGACAAAGAUUGGACUUUUGUCAUUGAGAAUGAGACAAAAGGGCGAAGGAAGGUGCUGGCCUCUGCCGAUGUCAACAUGAAGAAGUACGCUAGUGCCACACCAGCGCACUGCGACCUCGCACUCAAGUUGAAACCUCUGUCAGUGAAAGUGAAAGAGGCCACUCUCAAACUCACCUUGUCCUGCGUCUUUCUCAAGGAGGGCAAAGCGACUGAUGAGGACAUGCAGAGUCUGGCCAGUCUGAUGAGUUUCAAGCAGAGUGAUAUCGGGAAUCUGGAUGAUUUUAACGACAGCGAUGAGGAAGCAGCCGAGGAAAGAAGGGCAAGCUUUGGAAGUGGACAAGCUGGGUCUGGCUUAGCUUCUACAAGAGUACAUGACCUAGCUUGGAGGCCUGCUGUUGACUCGGGGCCCCAAGUAAAUACAGAGAUGGAUGGAAAAGGGUCUCUGGGCGUUUCCGCCUCCAUCUUUGUCCCUUCUCAUCGUCCUCUUCCUCAAUCCCAACACCCCCCAGCUGUCCAUAAGGCACCCCCCUCCCUCUAUGCGUACUCAUUGCCAGCCUUCACACAAGCUCACCCUCCUGCACUUCCCAAAAUCUUCCAGCCAGGCUGUGGAUCAGCUCCCAAACGGCCCCGUAGCUUCCACAGUGACAUCCCCACUGAAUUCUCCACCUUCAUGCUUUCCCAAUCGCCCUCUGAUCCCUCCCUCUCCUCUCCCACCUUCACUGAUAGCUCACCAACAGCUCCUUCCAGCUCCCGCCCUCUUUUACCUCUGCACGCUCCUGCUGCUCAAAGACAUCUCAAGGUUGUGGAGCAUGGCUCAACACUGACCAGACCCUCCAGUCUGCCCUCAGCCUCUGACACAGCUUCCUGGCAGAGUGAGUGGAGGCCUCCUAAAUGUCACACCCCUCUAGGACAGCCUGCUCUCUCACCAAAGUUUCUUCAUCCCGGGCAGCAGAGAGUGACACCAUCUUCAUCCUGUCCACCUGUCAGUCUGCCUCUUCAGCAACAACACGAGGGGGAUUCUGGAUGUGUGCCUUGCUGUAGAAGCCCACCACCCGCCGCCGUUGUCGACACCCCCUUCUGUCCUUCUAUAAGUUCUUCUUUUGUUUCUUCUCCUGCUCCUGCUCAGCUUCAUUUAUCUCAAAGUGCCACAGUCUUUCCCAGUGCCCAAGAUGCAGACUUGAAGAGACAGUUGAGCACGCUGAGUGAGGAAGACAACCAGUCCACCACACCCACAAGUCCUGAUCCCAGAAUUCCUGCUCCAUUUGAAGUCCAUGUUGUCAAGGCAUCAGCAGGACCUGAGAGCAUGGCCUCUCUUCUGCCCCUUAGCCCCAAAGCACACUUAGUUCAAGAUUUAAAGUAUUUUGAGAUGCCCAAACCGCAGCUGGAUCGUGAAGAAUCAAGACCACACAAGACAUGCCCUGACAUUCAUGUCAAAGCACAAAGCCAUGUGUCAAAGAUGUCCAUUAAAUUAGGGAAUGUUCACUCACCUAAUCCCCACCCUCCUCCAAUGUUGUACAUGCCCCAAACCAUGUCAGUCGUUGAUGCAAAGUGGACAGGGAGGAUCGGAGGGGACCAUAAAAUAGAUGCUUUGGGAGAUGAGAACAAGACCUCUACUUUGCCAAUGGUGCUACCAGAUGUUGUGUCCAAAACAGAGAGUCUUUCAGAAUUUGACUCCAAGUUGGAGCCAGCAACAAUCCCAUUUUUACAAGGAGAAAUUAGAACAGAGUCUAUGCAAAAGAAAGGAUGUGGAAGUUUUCCUGAAAGCACAAAGAAAGCACAUAUGUAUAUAUCCAAGAUAGAACUUGGUUCUCUCUCUGAUAUCGCAGCCAAAGUACAGCCUGAAGUGACAGUGAAAGAGCAAAAUAUGGUACAAUUGCACCCAAGUUUCCUUCAAUAUUCAAACGUUCCUGGCAUUCCAUCUAUUCAUCAGUCAGAGGAAGCUGUUGUAUCUUGGACUGCUGCUGAUAAGAGUGUAUUGGUCCAGCCAUUACCCAGCAAGAGACUGCCAUUGGUCAUCUAUUCAGACUGUGUGAGUGACAUCAAUAUGAUCAAACUGAUGGUGGCCACGUUGCCAACAAGUAAUACAAGCAUUGCUGCAAGCAAUUCCAAUAUGGUCAGUCUUCACCCUGUGUGCCCAGAGGGCACAGUGAUUGCAGGCAUGCCAUGUAGACAGAGUGUCAGCAGACAAGAAGAUGGCUGGCUACAUUUGAACAAAUCAAUUUCACACAAACCAAGGAGACCUCAAUUUUGUCUGGAACAUUCACAUGAGACCCUGAAAGAAGCAGACACAUCCAUGGUUCACAUGUUAUCUUCUUGUCCUAACAAGGCUUGCAGCUAUGGUCUACCUUCUGCCCCACGUCAGAAUGCUAGCAUGGCUAACUUUGUGGCUAUUUGCCCAAGAAAAAGCAACAUCAUUGGUUUUCCUUCCAAGGAUCCAUCCCUACAUGUAGAAAGCGAAGCUUGGAGUUUGGAUAAUAAUAUUUUGUGUGAGAAGUUCUCAAGGAAGGAAAGUGUGGUGACCCCUAGCUGCAAAGUGGUGGCAUCUUCAUACCAAAAUAAUGCCAAGCUGUUGCCCUCGUGCCCUCACAAGGCCAGAGUGCUUGGAUUCCCAUCAGCUCACAGAGCAACAUUGGCAUCUCAAGAAGCAGCCAUGGUCAAUGCUUUGCCCAGUUGUGCCAAGGAAUCUAGAGUUCCUGGAAUGCCGACUAGAAUUGGCACCAAACUGGAGUGGGCAAAGGACAGCUUUCUGCCAUUGCCAUCACGAAAGCAUGCGCUUACAUCACCUUUGGAAGACACUAAUAUUGUUGAAGGUGACUUGGUUAGAGAGAUGGUUUGCAUUGUGUCUUCCUGCCCACUGGAAGCCACCUCAGCUGGCUUCCCAUCACUGCAUUGGCACAAAGCACAUCGGACAUCAACUAUGAUCAGUCUGCUUCCAACAUAUCCAAAACAUUCCAGAGUCAGUGGGAUUCCCUCCAGAGGCCACAGUGGGUCUGAAUGGAAUGCUGAUAAGAGUUCACUCUGGGACAAACCAUCAGAAAAGCCAGGAAGGAUUUCAUCAAUACUCAAGUGUAAGAUAUCUUUAAAAGACAAGGCACUCCUUGCAGUGAUGGUAUCUAUGUUACCUCCUUGUCCCAAACACUCCACUGUUUAUGGAAUUCCCUUUAAGGUUGGCAAAGGACAAGAGGAUACUCCCAACAUGUUUAAAUCUAUUAAAACUUUCCCAAAACAUACUAAAAUUCCAGGUUUGUCAGCAAAGGAAAUUACAAUAGAAGAAUAUGACAGCUGGCGUGUGGAUUUGGGGACGCUUUGUAAAAAAGAAGUCAGUAGGAGGUUUACAUUCGUCUCUCCAAAUUUUCCACUGGAUAAUAUGUUUUCCAAGAAUGCAGAAAUUAUGCUCCGUAUGCUGCCAUCCUGUCCCCGAGAAGCACGCAGCUUUGGAUUCCCCUCUGCAGUGCGUCAACACAGUCAGAGCAUGGUGGACAUGCUGCCAUGUUGCCCCACACGCUCACAUAUUGCGGGGUUCCCAUCGAAAGACCUCACCAUUGCCAAUCACAACAUCUCCACUGUCUGGGGAAUGUUGAUGAAACUGCAAAAUUCUCCUCCUAAAAAUACAUACAAGACAAUCCUUUCCCUCCAACAUAAUCCUGACUGGAUGAGACCGUCAAAGGAAACACUUCCAAAUAUGGUCAAUAUGGUGCCAUCUUGUUCAAAGAAAGCUUCUGUCUUGGGAAUGCCAUCAACAUGUGUGCACUGUUUAGUACAAGAGGAGCUGCCAAUCAGAACUGACAUUAAAUCAUCUUUGGGGACAAUUAAAGGUGAACACAGUUUGAUCACGGUGCAAGUUGAGGAAGAAGUAACUGCUCUAAAAGCAGGAAUGCCACCUUUAACCACUGACAUGUUGUUGGUCAGUGCCACAGACAGAGAUGACCACAGGGUUUCACUGCAGGCAUCAUGCCAGGUAGAGGCCGGUACAUCAGUGCUGCCAUCCAGUCACAUAAGUAGUUGUGGACAGAAGAUGCAAGACGAAUAUCCUCUAUGUGAGCAUCUAGCAAAGGCAUCUACAGUCAACAGAAGAAUGGAGAUUAAUGAAGAAAUGGUUCAUGCACUUCCAUUUCUAUCUCGCACUGAUGAAGAAGUGAUCCUUAAUUCCUCAAAGGAAGAUACAAAUAUAUUUAAAUCAGAUGUUACUGAACAAAUGGAGCUGACUCCAAAUGUUUCCUACUUGGAGUACCAACAAGCUAUUCUCUUGGGGGCUUAUCCCAAUACAACAGUGAUCUCUGGCAUGCCAUCAAAGCUUGGCUUUAAUGACAAAGAGUGGCCAAUCAGAGAGUGGCAGCAUUGGAAGAAACCAUCUAAGAAACACAAUCAAGAAGUAUUUCAGCCAUAUAUGUUCAAGGACAUUGAGAAGAAUAAAGGGAUGGUUUCACUGUUGCAAACUUGUCCUGCAGAGGCCAGACAUCCUGGAUUCCCAUACAUAACACAACAUAGAAGAAUGGUAGUUCUUUAUCCCUGUUGCCCAAUAGUGUCCUCUGUUGCUGGCACAGCAUCUAUUUGUCAGGCCAAUGAUAGAUGUUGGUUAUCUCAGACAGAGGCACUUUUGGAGAAGACCACCAGGACUCUAAUGAUGAAAGAUAUUCCUGUAAAGGAUGUAAUGGAAGCGAUGGCAUUACUAACCCCAGCUUGUCCAAAACAAGCUUGUAUUCUGGGAAUUCCAUCUGCUGUUACACGGACAGUCAUCUUUAAUGGCUCUAGUGCAGUCAACCUUUUUCCAUCCUGUGCGUCUACCUCCAGUGUGGCUGGUUGUCCGUCUUUGCUCGAAGCAAACAGCAAAGACUGGGACACAAUAGGAAUGAGUCAUUCUUUAUGGAACAGAAGAAAGCAAGUGGAGUCGGGCUUAUUACUAGAUGACAGCAACUUGCUCAAACAUCUGAAAGGAGAGAUUUCUCUUCUUCUGUGUUGCCCAAAACGUUCCUGCAUUCCCGGUUUUCCUUCCGCGCAACAAGCUGCACUGACUGACUCAAGCAUGGUUAGUCUUGCAAGAUCAUGCCCAAAAACUUCAGCAAUAGCAGGAUUUCCAUCAUUUGAUCAACCAGAAGAGUGCAUGAUUAUCAAAGAGACACUCUUUAAUUCAAGAAUGUGUGGGAAAAAGGUGCUGUCCAUGGGAAUCUUUCCCAAAGACAAACGAGCUAUGAAAACAAUGUAUUCCCUUGUGCCAUCCUGUCCACAUGAGGCACGGGCACCAGGAUUCCCCUCUCAUCCAAAUCCACCAGAUGCUUAUUGUGCACCUAAUAUGAUCAGCCUCUACACACUGUGCUCCCAUGUUUCAAACAUAGCUGGAUUUGCAUCUGUGGAUGUAGAUGACAGCAACGGGUGGCUGAUAGUAAAGGAAGCGUUGCUAACGAGGACACCCAAGAAGGCCUUCAUACGUGAUAUGACAAGUAACUACAAGAGGCAAAUGAAAAAUAUGGUUUUCCUUGCUCCUACCUGUCCUAAAGCAUCAUGUAUAACUGGCCUUCCAUCUAAUCCACAUCCCACUGUUGUGCAUUCUGGACCAAAUAUAGUAAACCUCCUUCCUCUGUGCCCGCUACUUUCCACCAUUUUUGGAUUCUCCUCAGUUGAAGAUCACAAGGAAGAACGAUGUGUGUUAGAGCAGGGUUCAUUGGUGCACAGAGUGCAAAAGAACAUGCGGUUGCAGAUUAACAGCGUGCCAGUUCACAGAGACAAAGCCAACAACAUGUUUGCCAUGGCACCUUCUUGCCCACAAGCUUCCAGGAUCCAAGGAUUUCCCUCAUCACCUCAAAGCAAAACCAACAUGAUCAGUUUGCAAGCUUGCUGUCCAAAGUCUUCAUGUGUGAAAGGAUUUGCCUCCAUCACUACAAGCCCAGUCACAAGGUGGGUGAAUGAAACUAAGCCCAUCCUGAUCACAGCUCACAGGGAAAGGGCAGAAGUCAUUUUGGCACUUGCUGGACACAAACACAGCAAGAACAACAUGGUGAGAAUGUUAACAUCAUGCCCUAAAAAGACCAGCGUCCUUGGCUUUCCGUCUGCUGACGUUGUCAACAAAACACCACACAUGGUUAGUUUAUACACAUCUGCGCCAUGCAUUUCUUGCGUGCCAGGAUUCCCAUCAGCAAGGAUGCUUACCUUUGACACUUUGGAUCAAGCACACAACAACUCUUCCUUUUUGUUUGUUGAGCGGAAGAAUGAGAAGAGGAGGAUUUACAUUGCCAGUUAUGUCCCAGGAAGUCAUGAAUAUACACAUGAGGAAAUGAAGCACAUGUUAUCUCUUGCUUCAUCAAGUCCACAUCACACCAGAAUUCAUGGCUGGCCCAGUCAAUCACUCUUGGAUUCAACAAGGAAAGAAAGUGGAGAGGAAGCAAAACUGUCAUAUCAUAAAGAAGCUAAAAAUGUUGCAUAUGAGGAAAGAUUGAGAGGCACUGCAAGCCAUUCAUUCAAUGCUAACUGCAUCACAAUAGCAGCGAAACCACAGCAGAAACAAUUGGACACAUCAGAGCCAGAGGGAGUCUCAGGCUGGGAAGUACUGGAGUUAGAAGGAACACUAAUUGGAAAACAGGCACAAUCUUCUUCACCUGCCAGAGAAGAUGAUACUUCGGGAUUAGUACAAACUAUUGUGGGUGUUCUCCAUAAAGGUUAUGAAACUGUAGCGUCAAUGUUGGGUCCGUCCGGCUCUGCUGUGGAUGAAAGUCCUCUCCCACUGAAGGCUUUGACUGUUAAGCCUUUACAUGAUGAUAUGUCACCACAGCGUUGUGUGGAUACAACAAGCAGCAUGAAAGAGCUUGUUCUUGGAUAUGACCACUUUGAGGACUGUAUACUCUGUCCUUCUGCUGGGCAACCACAAGAUCAAGUUGUUCCUCCAUCACCAAAUGCACACAAUGAUGAUGGAUUUCUGAUGUGUGUGACUAUGAAGAAAUGGCCUCCAUUGACUGAGGCAGACUUGGCUGGGAUGUCAAUGGAGGAUAGAGAUGCGGAAAAUCAAUGUUCUAAAAGUGAGCAGGACUUACCAGUGUCCACUGGCAGCGUCUUACUCAGCCACCAGACUACCAGGGAGCUUCCAACAUUGUCCAAACUGGACGGAGGGCCCCUAGAAGCAAGUUGUGAUGAAAGCACCCUACAUCCUCCAUUAAGUCAAUUAUUGACUGAAAUUCUCAUAGAAGCAACCUCUGAUGAUCAGAAUUUUUGUACAGUUGUCUCUCAGAAGGAGACAACUGUAGAAGAUAUUCGACAAGGAGUGUGUGAACAAGAGGGGCCAGACCACAAUAAGAAUUUGGAUGGACUGUCUGAGGUUAUUCAAAUCCAGUCUUGUGCGAUAACGCCAAAACAACCUGCCACACACGUUUCUGUUUCUUCUGGUAGAAGCCUUCCUGUAGAUGUGAAUGAAAGUUUCCAUCAACAAUUUGAUUUGGAAAGAGUAGAUGGUAGGUUGCCUCAGAAACAUGUCCCAAGCAAGCCUGUGAGAAGAAAAGACAGUGUAACCGCUGAAAUAGCUCAUUCCAACAAUGAGGCACUUCCUACUCCACAUGGAAACAUCAAACAAGAUGAUUGUGAAUCUGAUGCCCUACAGGCAGACACAGAAAAGGAAGCGAUGACUCCAUCUGUCCAUGCUCAAGGACCUUCCUUUUCAGAAACAAAGGAACUUCAGUGCAUCACACUAAAACCAGAACUGCCAGAGCAGAUUGAGGUCGAACAACAUGCACCCUUCUCCAUUAUCAAAAAGAUUGGUCUUAAACAAAUUGGCAGGAAAUGUCAACCCAUCCCAAAGCCUCGUGCCAGGAAAUAUCUUAGUGCCGCUUUCUCCGAUGACAUCACAGCAGCAGAACAAAGAAAACCUCAGGCUGCAGGUGAUGAAACCUUAUCAUGGAAAGAGGAUGUGUCAAUGGUGCAUUUGAGGAGAAGCAGACUACAAGUAGAAGACAGUCCACCAGGAGCCUCAAAAUUUCCUGUACCGAAACCAAGGGUCAAGAAACGUCUCAGUGCUUCAUUUUCAGAUGAGACGACACUAUUUUCCUUGUCAGACAGCGCCACUGACAUCUCUGAACAACAUUUUGACCUUCACCAACACGACCAGUUACGCUUGCCUGUUCCGCUGCCUCGAGCCAAGAAACGCCCACCACCUACAGACAUCUUCUGUCCCUUAGAGGUCUCUGAAGCUUCAACAAAGCAAGCAAGUGUGGUUGGAUCAGCGUUACAUGGUCCAAAAAAUGUGUUUAUAUACAAAGAAGGGCUUAGAGAAGAAUACCCAGUGGAUGCUGUGGUCCAACGCUGCAAGCCAAGUAUGAAGAUCUCUUCAAUUACGUUCUUUGAGGACGACAGCUUACAUGUACAACACCAUCAAGAAAGUGAGUCAGUUGAGUCUGAGAAGGCAGUGAUGAUCGAAGACUUUGAGUCUAUACAUGUUGCUGCUGUCAGGAGCAGUUUGCACUCAGGUGACAGCAAGGCCCAACAAACAUCAACUCCCGCAAAACCUCAAGAUGGCUCGGCCUCUUCAGAAAAAAUUUGUGGCAGUCCAAGCUUGGUGAAGUCCAGUCAGUCUCUACUGAAGUGGUGCGAGGAAGUGACUCAGGAUCACAAAGGGCUGAGGAUCACCAACUUCAGCACCUCCUGGAGGAAUGGUCUGGCUUUUUGUGCCAUCUUGCAUCACUUCCACCCGGAGAAGAUUGAUUAUGAACUACUGGACCCAUAUGACAUCAAGCACAACAACAAAAAGGCUUUUGACGGUUUUGCUGAGCUGGGAAUUUCUAGGCUGAUGGAGCCUUCCGAUAUGGUCAUGCUACCAGUGCCUGACCGUCUCAUCGUCAUGACGUACCUCAGCCAGAUUCACGCUCAUUUCAUGGGCCAGGAGCUAAGCGUGCUUCACAUUGACAAAGAUGCCAGUGAGUCCAGCUACGCGCUAACGACCGAGCGAGAGGGCCAAGAGGACCCUGAGGCGACCGUACGCUACUGCGCCCAGAGGCUUCAGGAGGAGGGCAUCACUCUGGAGACCAACGGCUCCACCAGCUCAGCCAAAGACAGUGAAAGCAACAUGGAUGUCCUUCCAACGCUCAAAAGCAAAUGCCCACAAGUGUUGUCUGGGGGCUGUGACGAUCCGUCACCGGUCGCACCGCCAAGGAUUCACUUCCUAUCCAAGUCCACUUUCUCUCAUGUUAGAGACGCAGAUCUGCUCAGGAAGUGCAGGUCUCAGAGGAGGAGCGCAUCUGAGGAGGACGCAGACUCAUCAAUGGCUACUACAGGACAACAAAACAGUGGAAGCAUCACAACAGAGAUGACAGCGACUGAGGAGGAAAAAUCAGAAGGCCAGGACCCCAGCCAGUAUGUUCUCAGUCAAAUGGAAGCCCUGGAAGCAGAACAAAACCACAUAGAUAGCAGAGCUGCAGUUGUGGAGAGGAGGCUCAGACAACUUAUGGAAACAAGCAGUGACAAGGAGCAAGAGGAGCGGCUCAUUCAGGAAUGGUUCACGCUGGUCAACAAGAAGAAUGCAUUGAUCAGACGGCAGGAUCACUUGCAGCUGCUGCUGGAGGAGCACGAUUUGGAAAGGAGGUUUGAGUUGUUAACCAAAGAGCUGAGGGAUAUCAUGGCCCUUGAAGAGUGGCAGAAGACAAUGGCGCACAAGCACAGGGAACAACUGCUGCUCCAGGAGCUGGUGUCACUGGUCAAUCAGAGAGACCAGCUGGUUCACAGUAUGGACGCAAAGGAAAGAGGAGCUCUGGAGGAAGACGAGCGCCUGGAACGAGGCCUGGAGCAGCGCAGGAGGAAGUAUGCCCAACAGCAGAAGGAAAAGUGUGUCAUCCAGUGAUCGUCAAACAUGCUGCGGUGGGUCCACGAGGCACUUUGGUGUCAUAUCGCUGCCUCUGUGCUUCUGUGUAUGACUCCACUUCAUGACCAAAGAUUGACAUGAUUUCAGGAUGAAAUCUUAUUCAAGUGCUGCUGUUGUUGGGAAGUGCCUUUUAAGACUGAGCAAGUAACUCAAUUUUAAAUGUUAAGCGUGAUUAUGCGACUCGGUUUUAGUGCCAGUACAUCCACACGAGUUGAGAAACAUAGGACAGUUCAGGAAGCAAUGUAUUAAGUAUUUAGCCAAAAUAUUGCUUGUUACUUUUCUUAUAAUGGCAAUCAUAGUUUACAAUGUCCUCAUAGGAAUGUUGCCACUUCAUCAUUUUUCAAUUAUUGAUUGGAUGCCUGUAGUUCAGCGUAACCAUCGAUGGAUGGCGCCAAACGCUACAUUUUCACACUUGAGACAUACAUGCUGAAUUGAAAAAAGAUACUGAUGCACCAUGCACCGAUUUUCCAUUAUUACACUGAAAACUGAUAUCGGACAACUUUAACUUAAAAAAAAAAAAAAAAAAUUGCCCAAAGUGAAGAAACUGUUGUAUGUGUUACAUAAUAUAUGUAAAACUGCAUUUCUUGAUUGUGCCUUGUUACGAAUGGUGAAUGCUGAAAAAAGGAUCUCCAUUCUUUUUAUGUGCCUUUUUAAUUCUAGAUAUUGCCUCAAACAACCUUACAACCAUUUUUUGCCAGUUUGUAAGUCUAUUUAUGGGUUUGGAGGCAGAGAGCAUGCAUAGACCAAGUGUUAACGCAUGUAUAGUAAGUUUAUUACGUUAACAUCAACAGCAGCCCAAAUCACUUUAACGGCUGCAAACAGGAGGAUAAGUGCAAGGAAUGCAGGCUAAAGUUGUCUGUAAUUUAUUGGAUUCAUUUAAGAUUUUACUAUUUAUUUCACGUGUGUCACCUGCAGAUGUGUCAUUUUCCUUCUUUGAACUCAAAAUGCGCACUCCUUAUUGCAGCAUUGCACCUUAAAAGUGACAUAGGAACUGCACACGUACAAAUGAUUAAUCAUGUAUGAGACAUUUGGUAAUCAUCUGGUAAUGGCAUCUUAUACAUGCAAGUCAGGAGGCUUGAAAAUAAGAUCUGUUGUGAAUGAAAGAAGUACAGUCAGCCCUCGUUUGUUGCAGUUAAUUGGUUCCAGACACUACUGUGAUAAGUGAAUUUCCACAAAGUAGGAUUCAAUAGCAUAGAGCAUAGAAAACCUGUUUAGGACUUUUUAAAUACAGGUUUAAACAUUAUUAGAGCCCUCUACACAUGAAAUUAACCCUAUUAUUAUUAUUAUUAACCCUAUUUACAUCACAUUGCACAGGCUAUGGUAUCACUGCAGGAACAUAAGACGUGGGACAUAGCAAGCUAUUGAGUUCACUAGUUAGCCUCUCCAAUUUACUUAUUCUAAACUUAAGAAAGUGGGGAGUGAGCAAGAAGGACAAAGAAGACAAAAAAAGCCAACUUACCACUUCCACACAGAAUGAGAGGAGAACCUUUUUUUCCCCCACUUGAUCUCAGCCAUGGCAUGUCGGCUCAGCUCUGCUGGCUCAGUACCCAGUCUCCAUGCAGUGUGAAAGGUAAUGUGAUUUAAUGUCAUGUCUCAUAACAUUACUGAUGCCUAGUGACCGAAAUACUACAUAUAACUUGUCUUUCAGUAUUUUUUUUUACUAAUAAUAGGCCAUGGUCAACCACGGAACAGCGUUCAUUUGUUAAUUAAUUAUUUAAAAAAACAACCCGAUUAUAGUGAGGGAGUGAUAUUCGAACCGCAAUAAAGCGAGGGGCGACUGUAUUCUUCAUUGUCAAAGGUUUGUUGCUGUUUUGCUUGUUCAGAAGAAUACAGACUGUGACUUUCAGGUUUUUUCCAUCCUUUAUUUGCACAUUUGUCAUGUUUUUAAAAGAUUUCUGUGCUUGCACAACUCUGCGAAUUGUUUGCAUUAAAUAUAUCUAUUUUAGUGUGAUUGCGCCUUCUCCAGAGUGAUGGAUUUGAUUGGCAGACACAAGCAUUGGGAGGUUGGACUAAGGUGGGGCUAAAGAGAAAUGAUUGCACACAUUUCCCAUCAUGUCAGCUCUUUUUGGUUUGAAUGUUUCCUUUCAAAAGAAAUUGUGAAAGAUAUAAAUCCCUAUGAAAAAAGAGGGAAAAAAAUGAAAAGAGGAAGUUUUUUUUCUUUUUGGGUUUAAAAAAGAUUGUAGGACAAAAGUUUAAAUGACUUUCAAAGCAUGUUAUUUGAAUUUGUUUCAACAACUGGUAGGACUAAUUACUGAUGAACAAAUUGCAUUUAACUUUAUUGAGCUCUUAAUUUAAAUCAUUUGAAAAAUUGCAUUAUUUUAACGUUAAAAUAAAAUGUUAAGUACUAGCUGUGUUUGUCUUUUUACAUUUUGUUUAUUAUUAUUAAUAUUCUUGACUUCUCUGUCGUAUUUGCAUGUUCUUGAGAAGCAGUAUGAGAUAUUUACAGGAAGUUCCUUGAAAGGGGGCCUCAGAGGCAUAUGAGUCACUUUGGGGAAGAGCAGGCGGUGUAUGUAAGUGUCAUUGGCGACUUCUUGUCAUAAACACUUUGUGCAACAUGGCUGAUUGUUACACUGUCCUGAAUUGCGUGUCAACUUUAAUCCUCUUGUGGAUGCGGAUGUUACGAGCACACCAACCAGAAGAAGGUGAGUGUUGUGCGACUGUGGUAUUUCAAAGAGGAAAAAAGUGUUUCAACCUGAAUCCUCCUCCUGUUUAGUGGAACUGUUCAAUUCAGAGAAACAUAGUAGUUUCAGUUGGAUGUCUGAGCCCCGCAGAGCAGUAAGUUGGAGCACAUUUGUUAGAUGUGAAUUCACAUCACAUGCAUUUACUGAUAUCUCUCCUGUCUCUCUCAGUGGAAUGAGAUCCAGCUGAGACAAGUUCCGGUUCUUCAAGCGUGCGGGAAGCAAAGAACAAGAACUAUUUUAAGUCAAUGGAUGGAGCGUAAAGAUGCUCGUCACCU
Messenger RNA from Dunckerocampus dactyliophorus (ringed pipefish), 13213 nucleotides. It is a transcript of the gene ehbp1l1a, whose product is annotated as EH domain binding protein 1-like 1a. The transcript has 33 exons. Bases 145 to 10236 code for a protein of 3363 amino acids. Gene Ontology annotation, molecular function: protein binding. Lineage: Eukaryota; Metazoa; Chordata; Actinopteri; Syngnathiformes; Syngnathidae. The record is from RefSeq and is a predicted model, not a curated record.